AUGUCGAACCAGCGAACGUCACGGCCCAAGCCCCCUCCUCCAGGCAACGAGGAAGCAUCAGCGACGCUGAACCUGGGCGAAUUCCAAAACGUCGAUACCCUGACUCUGUCGGAAGCCGCGCUGGUUUUGAACGCGCUGGUUGCUCGGCGGCGGAAUGAUCGCAAGAAUGUCAACGAGACUGAGAUGCUGAACCAGACGCUCAACUACCUUGACCACUUUGCCCGCUUUACCCAAAAAGAAAACGUGGAGGCCGUUGAACGUCUGUUGAGCGCGCACAAGGACCUGGCCAAGUUUGAGAGAGCGCAAUUAGGGUCGUUGUGCUGUGGGGAUGCCGACGAGGCCAAGACUCUGAUUCCCUCUCUUGCAGACAAGAUUAAGGAUGAGGAUUUGCAAGAUUUGCUGGAGGAGAUUGCUAAGCUACAAAACCGAUGA
This is a messenger RNA of Pochonia chlamydosporia 170, 432 nucleotides long. Its product is annotated as polymerase (RNA) II (DNA directed) polypeptide D. Gene Ontology annotation, biological process: mRNA export from nucleus in response to heat stress; nuclear-transcribed mRNA catabolic process, deadenylation-dependent decay; transcription initiation at RNA polymerase II promoter. The record is from RefSeq and is a predicted model, not a curated record. The coding region runs from base 1 to 432 and encodes 143 amino acids. Gene Ontology annotation, cellular component: RNA polymerase II, core complex; P-body. Lineage: Eukaryota; Fungi; Ascomycota; Sordariomycetes; Hypocreales; Clavicipitaceae. Gene Ontology annotation, molecular function: nucleotide binding; translation initiation factor binding. The transcript has 3 exons.